Messenger RNA from Marchantia polymorpha subsp. ruderalis, 1796 nucleotides. NCBI's taxonomy places the organism in Eukaryota, Viridiplantae, Streptophyta, Marchantiopsida, Marchantiales, Marchantiaceae. The record is from the annotation of a GenBank genome assembly.
CGAGCCCAGCUGAGCCGAGCUUACCCUAAACGGGAUUCUUCCCACAUUUCAUCGUAUUACGAAAGAAGGUUAUAAUUGCAAAUCACGAAGUCGAAGCAGACGGGGUCAGUAAUUCGUCGUCAAAAGUGAACCUGGUCAGCGAAAGGAUUGUGGAUUGGCGCGGGAUCGAGGUUGUAGAGAAGUGGCAGAAGAGGUCUUGCGAAAAUUGUGAGGAAUGAGUGGUUCAACAUCAUGAGUUCGCGAUGACAUCCUGCAGACGGAGGAAGAGGCGUGGCACAGAAUAUGGUCGGAUUCUGGCGAAGAGCUUGUGACUUUUGAGUGUAGCUCGAACAUUGGUGGAGGUAGAUCGGAAGCUCCAUCAACUCUAAGUCUUAGAAAUGCUAGGAGGUUUGUAUGGAGAUUUACCGCCCCCGUCGUCCGACGAAGAUGGGGGAGGAGGAUCUUCAAUGUGGUCUGGGAGCAGUGCCAAAAUGGCUCCGCCCACGGUGCGUAAACCCUCUCUCUUUGCUCCACCUCCGUCUGUUUUGAGAAAUCAAUCGGCAUCGAAGCCGAAAGCAGCGCUUCCAGCGCCUAGUGCUGUCAUCGGAACGCCUCAGAGUAAAGUGGGCAGGUGGGUGCUGGACGGAAAUGCCAGUCCUCUCGUUGUUAGCGCUGUGGAUGUGGAGAGAGAUUUCAGACCUCUGUCUCCAGCUACGCAACCGGCGCUUGUUGGAGCUAGUGCUGCAGUUUUGGAAGAGUAUGAUCCUGCAAGGCCAAAUGAUUACGACGAAUAUUGUAGAGAUCGAAGGAGGCGGAAGAUGGAGGAGGAGAUGAGGAGGGAGGUAGAAAGGAGAAGGAUAGAGGAGGAAGAUAGGGAGAGGGAGCGAGAAAAAGAAGUGCAGCGGCAGCGGGAACUCGAGAGGGAGAGAGAAAUUGAGAGGGAAAAAGAGUCUGGGCCUGAGAGAGCGGCAGCUUUGCACAUCAGUGGGGAGGAAGCAUGGAAGAGGAGAGCGAUGUUGAGUGCAAGUGCUGCUGCAGGUCGAGGUGGUGGUGGUGGUGGAGGUGCUAGCUCAGCGGAUGCUAGCCCCGCGAGGCCCAGAUCUCCAUCUCCUCCAAGAAAUGCGGAGGGUUUUAGCAUGGGAAAAGCCACUACAGGAGGAUUAGGUGUAGGCGCAGGGGGGCAAAUGACAGCUGCUCAGAGAAUGAUGGCAAGAAUGGGAUGGAAAGAAGGCCAAGGACUGGGCAAGCAAGAGCAGGGAAUUACAACCCCACUUAUGGCCCGUAAAACAGAUAAGCGUGCAGGAGUUAUUGUCAAUGCCGGUGAGGUUAAAGCUCAACAGCAACAACAGCAGCAAUUGCAACAACAACAACAACAACAACAACAACAAGAAAAGAAGCUCAAAGUUGGGGUUUCCAUCUCUGGACCCCCAACACGAGUGGUCUUACUAAGGAACAUGGUUGGUCCUGGAGAAGUCGACGGCGAGCUAGAAGACGAGGUUGCAUCAGAGUGCACAAAAUAUGGAACAGUUACACGAGUUCUUAUUUUCGAAAUUACAGAACCUGAUUUUCCAGUCACGGAGGCUGUAAGAAUUUUUGUGCAAUUUGAGCGUGCAGAGCAGGCCACAAAAGCUUUGGUAGAUCUGGAUGGACGGUUUUUUGGAGGAAGAGUUGUGCGAGCCAGUUUUUAUGACGUAGAAAGAUUUGCAAGAAAUGAACUAGCUCCUUUGCCCGGGGAGGUUCCUGUUGCUAAUUCAAUACAAUAAAUAGUUUGUGAAUAUGAUACGGAGUUGAGAUUGCAGUAAUGUCCUCUAAAUCCA